Messenger RNA from Hevea brasiliensis (rubber tree), 1767 nucleotides. RefSeq names its product IAA-amino acid hydrolase ILR1-like 2. Gene Ontology annotation, molecular function: IAA-Ala conjugate hydrolase activity. The record is from RefSeq and is a predicted model, not a curated record. Lineage: Eukaryota; Viridiplantae; Streptophyta; Magnoliopsida; Malpighiales; Euphorbiaceae. The coding region runs from base 80 to 1450 and encodes 456 amino acids. Gene Ontology annotation, cellular component: endoplasmic reticulum. The transcript has 4 exons. Gene Ontology annotation, biological process: auxin metabolic process.
UUUUGGAAAAAAAGAAAAACAACAGCAAAGUAAAAAUUGAAAAACGUGGGGAAGUUGGCAUAUUUUAAGUAUCUCGCGGAUGGAUCAGAAAAUGAAACACAGAGCGUGGGCAUUCUAUCUCAGCGAGAAGUUGGCGAUGGCCCUUUUCCUUCUACGCAUUCUCCUAAUCUCAGCGGCCGUACGCCUUUGCUUUUCUUUCAAUUUUCAAAAUUCUCUUAAAUCAUGCCAAUAUGCCUCCACUAAAGACCGGAUAAUUGAGCUUGCUAAUGAUCACCGAACAGUGAAUUGGAUGAAAAAAAUCAGGAGAAAAAUUCACCAGAACCCAGAACUUGCAUUUCAAGAAUUCGAGACCAGUAAGCUCAUUAGGCAAGAACUUGAUCAGCUUGGUGUUCUCUAUCAAUGGCCCGUCGCAAGAACCGGUGUAGUGGCUACCAUUGGGUCUGGUUCGCCACCCUUUGUCGCUUUAAGAGCUGAUAUGGACGCUUUGCCUAUUCAGGAAUUGACUGAAUUGGAGUACAAGAGUAAAUUAGAUGGAAAAAUGCAUGCCUGUGGCCAUGAUGUGCAUGUUGCGAUGCUUCUUGGUGCUGCAAAAAUCCUGCAAGAAUUGAGACAUAUGUUACAGGGAACUGUCAUCCUUAUAUUUCAACCAGCGGAGGAACAAGGGCAAGGUGCAAAAGCUAUGAUUGAAGAAGGGGUGCUUGAGAAUGUGGAGGCCAUUUUUGGGUUGCAUUUGGUUCAAAAUUAUCCCACUGGAGUUGUUGCUUCACGGCCUGGAGAAUUCCUUGCUGGCUGUGGGAGCUUCAAAGCAAAGAUAAGUGGCAGAGGGGGUCAUGCAGCUGUUCCUCAGCAAUCUAUUGAUCCAGUUUUGGCAGCUUCAGCUUCAAUAAUUAGCUUGCAACAAAUAGUUUCAAGAGAGACAGAUCCUCUAGAUUCUCAGGUAGUUUCUGUGGCCACGAUCCAUGGAGGUUCUGCAUUUAAUGUGAUACCAGACUCGGCCACAAUAGGUGGAACUUUCAGGGCUUUCAGCAAGAAGAAUUUCCAUGCACUGAGGGAAAGAGUAGAAGAGGUAAUUAAAGGGCAAGCAGCCGUACAUAGGUGCUCUUCUGAGAUUGAUUUCACUGGAAAUGAAAACCCAACAAUUCCUCCAACCAUAAACGAUGCUAAAAUCUAUGAACAUGUACGGCAUGUUUCAAUUGAGCAAGUAGGACAAGAAAACACUCAAGUAGCUCCUACCUUCAUGGGGAGUGAAGAUUUUGCUUUCUACCAGGAAAAAGUACCUGGAUCCUUCUUGUUUUUAGGCAUAAGAAAUGAGAAACUUGGAAGUAUACACUCUCCACAUAGCCCUUAUUUUACCGUAGAUGAAGAUGUGUAUCCCAUUGGAGCAGCCAUACACGCAGGCUUUGCAUACUCUUACCUUUCAAAUUCAACAACAAAAUUGAGUUCAUCCUAACUAAUGAUUAUGAUCGAAGGUUAGAAAUCUCAAAUCUGACCUCUUCUUGCUAAAUUAUUUUAUGUUUUGAUUGCUGAAAACUAUUAGCAGAUGCACAAUUUCAUUUGUAGGGGAGGCCUUUAGUAGACAUCUUUUAGAUAUAUUCAUUGGAAAGUUGAAGGAAACAACAUUGAACAGAGGAAAAUGCUUCAUCGUUCAACCUUUUUGGCGUCACUUUUGUAGUAGUUCAGGAAAAUCAUUUUCUUGCUCUCUAUUUUUUCACUUGUCAAUCCUGAAAUUAAUGUUAUGUCAUUUAUGUAAUUGUGAUUGAUUGGAAA